UUGAAGUAACUGGCGUACCUGUGAGAGACUGCAAUCUCCAACCCGGAGAAGACUACCACGUAGCGGACGACAGGGACUGUACAAUAUUCUAUAAAUGUCUCUACGGUACUCCUUAUAAAGAGAACUGCCCUGCAACCCUUGUCUACGAACCAAAUCUGAAGAACUGUGUCUAUGCCCACCAGUACAAGUGCCACGUCGACGAAUGCGCCAAAGGAACGGCCACUUGCAGCCCAGGCGAAACCUGUGUCAACACCCAGGGCAGUUACUCUUGCGGAUGUCCCAGCGGUUACACGGCGUCUGCUGCUGGAACGUACAUCAAUGAGUGUGAGGCCAAACUACACAACUGUGCUGAUGGUUGCGCUAACACCAAUGGCAGUUUUACGUGUACAUGCCCCACUGGUUUCUCCCUGGGCACUGACGGAACCAGUUGUCUUGUGGACUACUGUGCUCCAGUCAAUUGCACGAACGGAGGUGUCUGCAAGAUCACCAACGACGAAGCCAGCUGUGUGUGUCCUGAUAGGUUCACAGGUUCUCGGUGUGAAAUAGAAACCUGCCCAGUUUGUCCCCUGGCAUGUGAGAAUGGAGGUCUGUGUUCAAACGGCACUGGUACUCAGCAAUGUUUAUGCCCUAAUGGCUUCACCGGAGCUAAGUGUGAGCUAAAAGUGUCUAGAGGCAGUGCGUGCACUGCAUCAACUUGUCUCAAUGGAGGACAGUGCAGUGAGCAGACUGGGAGUGCUGAGUGCUUAUGUCCCAAUGGCUUUACUGGUACCCGAUGUGAACAAGAAGUGGCCAGUACAGAUCCGUGCACCACAUCCAACCUGCAGUGCCUCAAUGGAGGCCAGUGUUCCAGUGCUACAGGUGUAACUCAGUGUCUGUGCCCAAAAGGAUUCACCGGCCCCACUUGUCAGACACCACCCUGCCAGAAGUCCAGCCUGGCCUGUCAGAAUGGUGGUCUAUGUCAGGACUCCACAGGAACUGCUUCCUGUCUAUGUCCACCUGGCUACACUGGUCAGCUCUGUGAAACUAAAGUAAUUGAUUGCAGCAAAGUCGUGUGUCUGAAUGGUGGCACUUGUGACAUUGUCAACAAAACCGCUGGUUGUGUGUGCCUGAAUGGCACAAGUGGAAGUCAUUGUCAAACCAGACAGAAUUGUGAAGCCAGUGGUGCUCCUUGCCUCAAUGGAGGACAGUGUGUAGACACGUCACAGGGUUUUGUCUGUGCUUGUACGUUUGGUUGGACUGGAACUACAUGCGGGACCAAACGUUCGUGCAGCGACAGCUACAUUAAAUGCCAGAAUGGAGCCACCUGUACAGACGCAGCUGAUGGGCCUGUGUGUAAAUGUGCUGCAGGGUUUACUGGAGAUAACUGUGAAAAGAUUGAUGGUACAGUAGAUGGUUGUUU
This is a messenger RNA of Candidula unifasciata, 1399 nucleotides long. NCBI's taxonomy places the organism in Eukaryota, Metazoa, Mollusca, Gastropoda, Stylommatophora, Geomitridae. The record is from the annotation of a GenBank genome assembly.